Molecule: messenger RNA, 526 nt
Organism: Marmota flaviventris (yellow-bellied marmot)
Lineage: Eukaryota; Metazoa; Chordata; Mammalia; Rodentia; Sciuridae
Source: RefSeq, a predicted model, not a curated record
AUGCCGAGCACUGGUGCAAAAUGGAGAGUGGGUUUUUCCAGUGGCCUCAGGCCUUCUCUGCCUACUCAGUUUAUAUAGCCUCAUUUCCAUGAACAUUUCAGACCCAGGCACCUUACACAGAGGCGCCUUCGAGAAGGACACUGAGGCUCCAUAUAUGGCACGAGUGAAUGGCAGGUUAUACCACAUGCCGUGGUGUCCCAUCUGUUAUUUUCACCGCCUGCCUCGAACCUUCCACUGCAAAAGCUGUGACAUCUGUGUGGAAGAGUUCGACCACCAUUGCAGUUGGGUGAAUAACUGUGUGGGGCACCGAAACAUCCGGCUCUACCUGCUACUCCUCGUGACCCUGUGCCUCUAUCUGGGUACUGUGCUGGCCACCUGGGUGCUUUUCAUCAUAUGCAGGAAGCACAUGGCAUUUCUGGACCAAACCAUGACGUAUCCACAGGGUCCCAAGGACCCACACUGGGAAGAGCUGUUGUUCAUCAAGGCAGUGGCGGUGGGCACUGCCAGGCGACCCUAUGAGGAUCAG